Messenger RNA from Punica granatum (pomegranate), 653 nucleotides. Lineage: Eukaryota; Viridiplantae; Streptophyta; Magnoliopsida; Myrtales; Lythraceae. The record is from RefSeq and is a predicted model, not a curated record.
AUAAAAUAGAUUCCUAAUACCAAAUCGAACACGGCUCCGAUACCCUACAUCCCCUCUCAAGUGAAGAACGCGAUUCCAAUUCGUCCUGCGCCGACAAUGGGGAUUCCGUCGGAAAUGAGAGAUUAUUGGGUGAACCGAAGGGAUUCGUUCGUGAUCCCUGCCCCGACCGAAGAACAGCGGACUCUAAAUGCAAGGAACUGCACUCAAGAGGGUGUUCGUGCCGGAGUGAAGGCAGCAGCAGUUACUGCUGUUGUCAUUGCUGUGCCUACGUUGGCUGCUGUUCGUGUGAUUCCUUGGGCAAAGGCAAACCUCAAUUACACCGCGCAGGCUCUCAUCAUUUCUGCAGCCUCAAUUGCCGCUUACUUCAUCACCGCAGAUAAAACCAUCUUAGCGUGUGCAAGAAGGAAUGCUCAGAACGAGAGAGCAGCUUAAGAUGGCAUAUCCAACAUGGUAUCUGCUGCAAAAUUACGCUCUACUCAUUUUUUGACGAUCAGGUCCACAACAUGAUGGCGUGACUUGAUAAUGCAUAUUAUGUCAAACUAUACACCAUCGGCCUCUUGUACCAUGAUACUUUGGGAGAGUGUUCUGUUCAAUGUUUGUAAUAAAUCAAUGCAGUUUUGUGCAUCAAUGUGAAAAAUGUUAUUUUCUUAUUC